AAAUGAUUCUGAAUGUUCAGCCUCCUUCUCCUCUGCAACAUGACAUUAGCCCACAGUUGCCACAUGAGACAUCUGUGGUUUUCCUGUGAACAAUCUCCGCAUCUGCUUUUCUAUUGAAACAUUUAAUCUUUGUCCCAGUCACUGCCACCAUCUUCUGUGAAGCCAGACUAACAGUAUGCAUGUAGCUCUCUAAAUAAUUACAUUGUUCAUCCCUGAUAUGGCUGGUCAUCUGUUUUUGCUCAUCCUCCUUUUCGAUACCUUCCAGUACAUCAAAGCCAAAGAUCUUCCUCGGCCCAGUCUAACAGUGAUUCCUGCAGUCAUCAAAGAGAGAGACUCUGUUCAGCUGAACUGUCAGACUCCUCCAUCUGUCUCUGAGUGUUACUUCAAAAUAGAGGGGCAAGUGGAAUUCACCCUACCAUCACUCUGUCAACAGACACUCACAGGAACACUACUGGUGAYGUGGACAGGUCAGAGUUCACCAGCUGAGGUCAAAAUACAAUGUCAGUACAGUGGUACAGGUUCACAGUUUAGAUCCUUAUACAGUGAGCCUUCAACAGUCACAAUUCAGGACAUUCCUCAGVUGACAGUGAGUUCUACAGUCAUCAGAGAGACAGAAUCAGUUCAGCUGAGUUGUGAGACUCCUCCAUCUCUCCGUGUGUCUCACUGUUACUUCUACAUAGAGGGGGAGAAGAAUCUUCCAGACUCAUCGUGUACGCAGACAAUAACAGCAACUGAGCUGCUCAAGAGGUCUGGUCCAACAUUUCCAGCUGUGGUCAAAGUGACGUGUACCUACACUGUAUGGAAGUCUCACACAUCUCCUUUAAGUGACCCUGUCUCAGUCACUGUUCAGGAUCUGUUGGGAGUUCACAUCAGUAAUCCAACAACUAUACAGACACCUUCAAUAGCAGUGGGUUUGACUCCAGGUCCUAGAUCUACUUUGCCUCCCAGCACGACAGUGAGUCCUACAGAAGUUUCGACUGUUACUUCUACUUUGACCCCAAACACCACAGUGAGAUCAACUACCAGUUUGACCUCUCCUUUGACCCCCAGCACAGCAGUGAAUCCUACAUCAGGAGGUCAAAGCUCCACAGAAAGCGUUCUGGCAGUUUCGACUGUUACUUCACUUUGA
Salvelinus sp. IW2-2015 is the source of this 1129-nucleotide messenger RNA. Its product is annotated as mucin-13-like. The record is from RefSeq and is a predicted model, not a curated record. Lineage: Eukaryota; Metazoa; Chordata; Actinopteri; Salmoniformes; Salmonidae.